Messenger RNA from Agrilus planipennis (emerald ash borer), 554 nucleotides. RefSeq lists its product as uncharacterized. Bases 74 to 475 code for a protein of 133 amino acids. The transcript has 4 exons. NCBI's taxonomy places the organism in Eukaryota, Metazoa, Arthropoda, Insecta, Coleoptera, Buprestidae. The record is from RefSeq and is a predicted model, not a curated record.
UUAUCUGUCAACAAAAUUCCAGAAAAUUUUUUAUACGUUUUUUUGGAAAUUCUAAAUUAAUAAAUAAUUUAAAAUGGUCAGAAAAUAUUCUGCACUAACGUAUAUUAAUCAAAGAGCCAGAGAAAUCAGGCGGCAAGUUGCUUCAUCUUUUGUGUACUUAAGUCGAAGGAUUCUGGAAGAAUACUUGGAAAGGUGCCGUAUUUACAAGCGGAAUAAUUGGCCCCAUUACGAAGCUGUUUUUACUCGCCAUUUCUUUUACGGAGGUCCUGGACAGAGACGAAAAACGAAAAAAGCUAGAAAAAAUCAGAGGCAGGCAAGAACAAAGCCGAUGCUUCGAAAAACCCAAAAUACAAAGCAAUUUAAAAGAAAAGCAAUAAAUAGAAGGAGAAAACCAAUCAUAGUUUUGAAAAGUUGCAGAAAUUUUCAUUCAACGACCAGCAGUAUUUGCUGCCUUUGCCAAUGCAUGAUGGAAUAAAGAAGAGACACAUAAAAAUCACAAAAAAUAUCAAGUUCAUCCCCAUGGUACCUUAAUACCAACUUUAUUUUUUUUUGUU